Oncorhynchus gorbuscha (pink salmon) is the source of this 5384-nucleotide messenger RNA. RefSeq names its product transcription factor Maf-like. The record is from RefSeq and is a predicted model, not a curated record. Gene Ontology annotation, molecular function: RNA polymerase II cis-regulatory region sequence-specific DNA binding; DNA-binding transcription factor activity, RNA polymerase II-specific. Gene Ontology annotation, cellular component: nucleus. The coding region runs from base 453 to 1457 and encodes 334 amino acids. Gene Ontology annotation, biological process: regulation of transcription by RNA polymerase II. The transcript has 3 exons. NCBI's taxonomy places the organism in Eukaryota, Metazoa, Chordata, Actinopteri, Salmoniformes, Salmonidae.
AAAAAAAUCUCUCUCCGUCAAGCCUGGCGUGGAGUUUUUUUUUGUAUUAUUCUCUUCAAGGCACGAAUUUGCCAGUGACACCUCACGUGAACCUCCUUCAAUUUCGCGCACUAAUCCUAAAAGAAGGCAUGAAGUGUUAAAUGUUAGAAACACACAGAACCGCGUGCAGACAAGGAGAGAGAGGGCGAAAAACGAGAGAGCGACGCACGCGCUGUUCUAGUGCGUCUGUGCAAACACUGCGUUAAAGAGAGAGAGAGAAAAAAGAUCCAAUUUCAAAAACCAAAAACGUGCGCAGCACAAUUAGGCUAGAAAACCCCCUGUUUUUUCCACAUUUUUUUAAAAAUAAAAUAAAUAAAGAAAUCAAGCUGGCUCAGUGCGUGUCACCGCAGCCCGCUUUGACAGGUGCUGCUCAACCCGUUUGGAGGACUGCUGUCAGCAGCAGCAGCAAAAGGAUGGCAUCAGAACUGGCAAUGAGCAACUCCGACCUGCCCACCAGUCCCCUGGCCAUGGAAUAUGUUAAUGACUUCGAUCUGAUGAAGUUUGAAGUGAAAAAGGAGCCGGUGGAGCCGGAUCGCAGCAUCAGCCAGUGCAGCCGUCUGAUCACCGGGGGAUCCUUGUCUUCCACCCCGAUGAGCACGCCUUGCAGCUCGGUUCCCCCUUCCCCAAGCUUUUCGGCGCCCAGCCCGGGCUCCGGGAGCGAGCAGAAGGCUCACCUGGAGGAUUUUUACUGGAUGAGCGGCUACCAACAGCAGCUGAAUCCCGAAGCGCUGGGCUUCAGCCCCGAAGACGCGGUAGAGGCGCUGAUCAGCAGCAGCCACCAGCUCCAGUCCUUCGAUGGCUAUGCAAGAGGGCAGCAGUUUGCCGGGUCGGCCGGGGCAGGAGGCGGCAUGGCCGGGGAGGAGAUGGGCUCAGCAGCCGCUGUGGUAUCGGCUGUUAUCGCUGCAGCAGCAGCGCAGAACGGAGGUCCCCACCACCACCACCACCAUCACCACCACGCCGGGGGACACCACCCCUCCACCGGGGUCCCGUCCAACGCUAGCUCAGCGGGCAGCCACCAACACAUGGGACACCUGGACCUGGACGACCGGUUUUCGGACGACCAGCUGGUGACCAUGUCAGUACGGGAGCUGAACCGACACCUCCGCGGGGUCAGCAAAGAGGAGGUGAUCCGGCUGAAACAGAAGAGGAGGACCCUAAAGAACAGAGGCUAUGCCCAGUCAUGCCGCUACAAGCGGGUCCAGCAGAGACAUGUUCUGGAGGGUGAGAAGACGCAGCUGGUCCAGCAGGUGGACCACCUCAAGGCGGAGAUGUCGCGGCUGGCCAGGGAGAGGGACGCAUACAAGGACAAAUACGAGAAGCUCAUCACCAACGGCUUCCGAGAAAACGGAUCCAGCAGUGACAACACCCCCUCAUCCCCAGAGUUCUUCAUGACGUCGAGAAAGUUCCUCCAUCUGUGAUAGUGACCCCUGAACCCUGCCCCCUGACCCUUGACCUGGAGUCUGAGAAACCAUGACAGAGGAAUGGUGAUGUCUUACCAACGUCGCUCCAUGGCACCGGACUGCGACAAAGCACAACGUCCACACAACGUCUCCAAACCACCCAUAAACCAACCAACAGUCCCUGUACAGAAGUCCAGACAGACCCAGUCACCCAACACUUUGUCUUUCAUGACGAGAUUAUUGACAGAAACAAAUUACAACAAAACCUAACACCCAAGAAAAAGAAUUCAUGUUUGAUUCAACUACUAAAACUCCUGGAUUCCCUCUUCCUCUGGCAUCACCAGUAGCUACGGACGCAAUUCUGACUCAACAUGACAAAGAUACAGUACCUCCUCAUUGUAAAUAGCAUUUUGUAGAGUGUUCUAUGUAAUAAUAUGUAGGUUGGAGGUCUUUAACUGUAGAGGGGAGAAGUGAUGACAGUGAGUCCCAUUUAGCCCAUGAUGUGAAUGUAAAUAAUAUACAGUAGGGCCUCGUAUGAAACAAAACUACUGCGUCUGUAUAUAGCCACGAAACUAUACCUCUAUGUAUAUAGGCAUUACAUUAUACCUCCUUAUUUCUCCUACCCCCCUUCAAUCCCCCUAAACUAGCACAAUGAUACUCACCACUCCCUAUAUCUCUGUAGACAGACAUAGAAUAGAUAUAUACAGGAGGAGACUAGAGGCACAGAGGGAAGAUACACAGUGUGGGAUGCAGGUGGCAACACACUGGAGUGAAAAACACAGGCCCACUUUGGCUGGAACUGGUGAACUCUCCCUGCCACAAAGACGGUCAGAGGGGAUGUGUUGCCCCUCGGACCGUCUCUCUUCUCCUCUCCCUUUAGUGUUAAACUACCACAGUUCAACCUGUAGCCACAGUGUAGCUAUUAGAUAAGAUGAAUUUGUACAUGUAUUUUACUCCUUAGUGAUGUGACGGGUCCAGUUCAAAGGUUUGGCAGUUUUCUACUUUCUACUCAAUGUACAAACGUGAUUGGUUUUCAUCUCCACUCCCUCCCCCUCCAUUCCUGAUUGGCUAGUCCUCCUCGCUCCUCUAGUCCUGAUGAGGCUGUUGAUAGUCAGUGGGAAUGUCCAUCAGACGGCCUGUUGGCCCGAAGGACUCUCUGAGACCAGGCGCUCGCUUAGCUCCCACAGGCUGGCUGCAGUGGCCUGUUCUUUGGGCUGGUGGGGAGGGUAGGCAGCAGAAUUAGUUGUUGAAGUACAUACCUCCGAAACUCUCCAGCUCCGGAGCUACUGCACAGUACACUGUGGUGGCUGACCCCUGUUGCUGUGAACUCACAGACAGAGAGAAAGAGUGAGAGAGAUACACACACAACAUGGAGGACCCUGAUCAACAUUAUCUUUGUGGGAGGAGAGGACCAUCAGAGAGAUACACAGAAACCCUCCCGUCUGCCAAGAGACAAAUGAGAUCCUGCCACUCUAAAGAUGCUGCCAAGACCUCCACCAGAAUAAACACACAUCUGGGCUCAGCGACCCCCCCACCAUCUUUCCUGCAUGACCCCAGAGCAUCUGUACGAGACAGAGGAGGAACUCCAUACAAAUGGAGAGAGACAGAUAGAGAUAUCGAGAGGAUAAACCCCAGAGACACCCCUCUCUGCCACAGCCCAUAAUGAUGGGACAGUGUUACCAUGGGGACCAUGGCCCUGUAUAUAUAUUUAUAUACAUAUAUUUAUUUCUAUAUUGUGUGUGAACAGGACUGCUAACUAUCCAGAGUGCAUGCUGAUGUAUAUGUGGUAAAUACAAUGCUAACUGUCCACAAAACAGCACAGAUCUCCGCAAAAAAAAAAAAAAAAAUACUACAAUUUAAGAACGCCACAAUCUCCAUGGGAUGGUGACAACUGUUCAUUCAAAUUUAAAGCAAACACACCAAAAUAUGUUGGACUUGCAAUCUCUAUAGCUGCAAUAUUUGGAUGUUAUUUUGUGGAGGUUUGCGCACCGCAAGGGCUGUUUUCUGGACAGAAGAUGUGACCCACGGUGUUCUAGACUGGGGAGGAGGGAGCAGCUCUUCUCAUUGCAGUGGAGAGCCAGAGGGUUCUAUAAAUAGACUGUAUAAGAGAACAUACAGUAUAUAUGUGAUGAUUACACAUCUGUUUCAUGAGGGAAGUCAGACAUGUGGCUUUUAUUUCAGAGGUUUGCCAGGGUAAAGAGAGGUAUACACCCCUUAAGAGUAAUAUGAGUAAUAUGUUGAGAAUAGUGUUCUUGUAAACACACACACACACACACACACACACACACACACACACACACACACACACACACACACACACACACACACACACACACACACACACACACACACACACACACACACACACACACACACACACUAUAUACAUGCAUGCACACACUCGUAAACCCCACUGCCCCUUACCCAUCUCUCUUCUCUCAGACAACAGACAACCCUCCCUACCCUAUACUCUCUAAUUAAGUGGGAAAUGACUUCUGUAUUUCUCAGUUUAACAUCUCAAAUCCAGUAUUCCGUAGUCUGUAGUCAAACUGUACUGAGACAUGCCUCCCUAAUUACCGUCACAGUUGGUAAUUAGGAGCGGAGAGGGGGAACGAGAAGGAGAGAGAGAGCGACAGGAAGAGAGAUUCCACUGCAUUUGAAACAGACGUCAGAGAGAAUUACAGCCAGAAGUCAGGCACUCAGAGGGAUCUUUCAUAUAGCCCUGCUGCUGGCUAAAAGCUGCUGUGAUGUUGUGAGAAGAGACUGUUCCGGAGCUGACUUCUAUAGACACACAUUAAAUAGUUAUCCCUGGCUCACUGCUAUUUAUCUACAAAUGAGACUGGUGGAGAGCACUGAUGAAAGACAGCAGAGCACUGUUUAGUGCAGUGCACUGGCACAGCAGCAAAAGCCUGUACACACACACACACACACACACACACACACACACACACACACACACACACACACACACACACACACACACAUAUACACCCACUUCAAAGGCCCAGCCUCAUUGAGACUCAUUUUAGCAUCAGCAGUCCAAGCUGGCAGAGCUUAACACAGGAAUAGACACACAUACUGAAAAAUGCCCAAACUGCUCCGGCGCGCACACACACUGACACUCAUUAAAAUCUAGAAAGACACACUCUCACACACACCCAUUCACAGAAUAAAGUGCAUGCACACUUACACACUCUCAUUGAGAAAUACAGACACACUAAACAAACUUCCUACUCAGUGUUGGUAGUAGCAGAUUGAGGCAGUUAGAAACAGCAGAUGAAACAACUGCAUCUCUCUGCUGUCUCCCUCCCUGCCAGCACACUGAUAACUCUACACACCUCACAGGACUGGCAUAUCAAAGGCUUACAAAUGUCAGUCAGUGUCUAACAGACACCCAGACCCAGACAUGCACACUUCAAAAGCAGGGUUGCACAUCAUUUAGCUAACUCUCAGUUAAGGUAUUUGCUUUAGAGACCUACACACAAACUCAUUGAAAGAUGGAAUAUAUUUGCCUGCUCAUUUCACUCUGCUUCCAAGGUCCUCGUUUUCACACUGUUUUAGGUAAAGGGUGGUCAAGCAAUACAUUGGAAUGAUUUACACCUGACCUGAAAAUACUACACUGCACAGCUGUGGACUCUGUGUGCUCUGAGGGAAACUGUGCACACAGCAGAGAGAAAGGGAGGGAAGGAGAAUUGAGGAGAGAGUGAGUGUGUGUACACAGGGGUUAUCUUCUUGGUGUUUAGCGCUGCCCUCUCACUACUUGACCUGGUGACCCCUGUAAUAGAUAAACCUGAUGAGAUUAGACAUUAACAAGCUGAACCAUCCACCACCAGUGUCUGUCUGUCUGUCUGUCUGUCUGUCUGUCUGUCUGUCUGUCUGUCUGUCUGUCUGUCUGUCUGUCUGUCUGUCUGUCUGUCUGUCUGUCUGUGUCUGUCUGUCUGUCUG